Adineta steineri is the source of this 1185-nucleotide messenger RNA. NCBI's taxonomy places the organism in Eukaryota, Metazoa, Rotifera, Eurotatoria, Adinetida, Adinetidae. The record is from the annotation of a GenBank genome assembly.
AUGCAAUUCUUCGUUGUUAUAUUAUCUAUAGGAAUAAUUAGUCAAUGUAUAAAUGGAUGUCCUAAUGAUCUAAAAUUUCCAUUAAAAUCUAUUCCAAUUCAAAUCGGAUCAGUUCCAUGUCCAGAUGGACAAAGUUCCUGUCCUGAUGGUGAAUCAUGUUGUCUAUUAUCAUCAGGUCAAUAUGGUUGUUGUCCUAUUCCUGAUGCUGUUUGUUGUAAUGAUCAUCUUCAUUGUUGUCCAACUGGUUAUACAUGUGAUGUUGAACAUUCCAGAUGUCAAAAAGGAUUUGAAAAAUCUUAUAGUAUUGUAUGUCCUGGUGGCGAUAUGUCCUGUUCUGAUGGUGAAACAUGUUGUGAAUUACAAUCCGGUGAUUUUGGUUGUUGUCCAUUACCUGAUGCUGUUUGUUGUAGUGAUCAUAGUCAUUGUUGUCCACAUGGAUAUACAUGUAAUAUUGAACAAAAUAAAUGUGAUAAAGGUAUAUCAAUUCCAUGGUUUACAAAAAAAGAAGCUCAACCUAUAAAUAAAACUUUAACAAAAUUAUCUAUUUCAACAAUUCAAUGUCCUGAUGAAAAAUCUUUUUGUCCAGAAGAAACAACUUGUUGUGAAUUAACUGAUGGUUCAUAUGGAUGUUGCCCAUAUCCUCAAGCAUCUUGUUGUUCUGAUAAAAUGCAUUGUUGUGGAGAAGGAUAUUCAUGUGAUGAUUCAGGUUCAAGAUGUAUUCGACAUUUAUCUUCAAUUAUUAAUUCAAUCGAAAUAAAAUCAUCAUUAAUUCCAUUAACUAAUAUUCCACAACAAACAUGUCCAGAUGGAAAAACAAAAUGUUCUUUAACUUCAACAUGCUGUCCAAAUAAAGAUAAUAAUAAUAAAAAUAGUUAUUCAUGUUGUGCUUAUUCAAAUGGUGUAUGUUGUGGUUCAGAUGGUUCAAUUUGUUGUCCAUAUAAAUAUAUUUGUGAUGAAAAUCAUUUAACUUGUCAAUUAAAUCAAACAAUUUCAAUAGAAAAUAAAUGUGGAUCAACAGAUUUAGCUUGUCCAGAUAAUCAAACUUGUUGUAAAAUUUCUCAAUCAAAUUCUGAUCAAUAUGCUUGUUGUACUUUUCCUAAUGGUGUAUGUUGUGAUGAUGGUCGACAUUGUUGUCCACAAGGAACAAAAUGUGAUAAUAAAUCUGGUGGAUGUAUUAAACAUUAG